AUGACACAAAUGAUGGAAAUGAUGAGAUCCAUGUGUAUAAGACUGGAAGCAUUGGAAGCUCGAUCUAGGCCUACUCAGCCAGCCGCUCAGUCAGCACUACCUACCCUAUCAGCUCAGCAAGUCACUCAGCUAGCCACUCAGUCUGAUAUUCUACAAGAGGAGGAGCAAGAGGAGGAACUGCAGCAGGCAAAUGCGGAGAACACUGCGGAGAAAGCAAGCGACAACAAGGCCACCAUCAGCAAGAACACGGCUCAGUUCUCCACAAUCCCACGUCAUAUGCUCUCCACGGUUCCACGUCAAAUCACCACUCAGCAGGCGGAGAACGACACUACAAUUUGGCCUGCUAUCUCUGCAAGCCUGGGCAAUAUCACAUUGUGGUAUAUCACUGCAAUGACGACACAAGAGGAGGAUCUACUGCGACGAUCACAGCCAAUUGGGCCUCUGCAGGAGGACAUCGGACGAUGCAUAUUUGGACGAAUUGAAACCGUCUGA
Messenger RNA from Letharia columbiana, 492 nucleotides. RefSeq lists its product as uncharacterized. NCBI's taxonomy places the organism in Eukaryota, Fungi, Ascomycota, Lecanoromycetes, Lecanorales, Parmeliaceae. The coding region runs from base 1 to 492 and encodes 163 amino acids. The record is from RefSeq and is a predicted model, not a curated record. The transcript has a single exon.